Molecule: messenger RNA, 873 nt
Organism: Motacilla alba alba
Lineage: Eukaryota; Metazoa; Chordata; Aves; Passeriformes; Motacillidae
Gene: RNF32
Product: ring finger protein 32
Molecular function (GO): protein binding
Source: RefSeq, a predicted model, not a curated record
AUGUCCUUGGAGUGUUUGAAGCAACCUUUUGCAUUUGAAGUGGAGGCUCUUGAUUGGUUUGAGGUUUUUUUUGCUUUUUGGGGCUGCUCCUCCAAGCAAGAGACAAGAGCAGUUUCUGCAGUUGCUCUGCAGGAUCAUAUAACACACAAUCAUCAGCUGCAGGACCUUGAACAUCUCAAGUCAAGGACAAGGAAUACCAAGAACUUUUACAAACCCUGAAUAAAAGAAAUAGUCAGAAUAAUAAUAGAUACUGGACCAACAAAAAAGAGCAAAAGCAAGGAAGAUGCAAAAAAUUAUAAUCUUCUUGACCCCAGUGCUCCACAGCUGACAUUAGAUCAGAAAUCAGUAGUUGAGCACCCUUCCUUGUCGUUUCCUGCUGAAGAAUGGGUAGAAAGAAAGAGAUGCACACAGCAUGGAAAAUCCAUACAGUGCUGUCCAAUAUUCAGGACGGAAUUUUCAAUUCAACCCAGGGUGCUGCAUUCAUGUUCCCAUGUAGUCCAUCAGUCAUGCCUGAAAACCUUUGAAAAAUUUACAGGUAAAAAUUGUCCUAUGUGUAGAAAAGAGCAGUAUCAGACCAGAGUAAUACAUGAUGGGGCACGCUUAGUUAAAUUGAAUUAAUUAGGUAAAAUUUAAGUUUCCUGGAGGGGAUAUACUGUUAGAAAAGAGUCUAAAGACUUAAGGGAAGCAGUGCCUCCUAAGGAUAGAAAAUUAAGAAAGCAACUAUUUGAUAAAAUCUUUUACUAUGGCUACAGCAGCAACCCUGCAAGCUACCUGCCCCGGGCUAGCUUUAGGGUGCCUGCCUUCAGCACCUGCCUGCCCACAUUUCAAAAGCCACUGGAAGAUCUUCAUCCAAUAGAGAGGCCUCAGCAGUAG